GUUGAGCAACCUCCAUUCAACAAUUCGCGCCGUUAUCCUCCCUGUAUCCUUCUCACAGUUGCCCUCGCCUCGGCAUCCUGAAGUCACUGUUGCCGCGACCCUCCGACUUGUCACGAUUGAAGCUUUCGGCAUCGCCGCAAUCACAAGAAGCCGAGGCUUUUCGCUUCCUGACGACGAGUGUUAAGGGCAUUGAGAAAUAUAUAAGCUGGCGUUCUUCAAACCUUUGAGGCCGUUAUCCCUCACACUCCCCUCGCCUACCUGCUACGUCAGAGCUUGUCCCCGCCUCAUACCACGCGCACGAACAUCGUUGCUAAAAUUCUACCCGUAUACACAAAGCCCAGGAGCGAGAACUUGGAGGACAAUGGCGACUUUAGGUGCUCAGCGAAAGCAUAAGGUGACGGUGGUAGGCUCCGGCAAUUGGGGCACCACCAUGUCUAAGCUUGUCGCUGAGACUGUCAAAGAGAAUCCCACCCUGUUCGAGGAGACGGUACAAAUGUGGGUACACGAAGAGGAAGUCACACUCUCAAAGGACUCCCCACACUAUAGCGGCUCAGACAAGCCGGAGAAGCUCUCACAGCUCAUCAACAAGGUGCACGAGAACGUCAAGUACCUUCCAAACAUCACGCUGCCACCAAACGUGGUUGCAAACCCAGACCUGCCGAGCUCAUGCAAAGACUCUACCAUCCUCGUCUUCGUCCUUCCCCAUCAGUUCAUCGCUAGGUCAUGCGAGCAACUGGUCGGCAAGAUCCUUCCAUAUGCUCGAGCCAUAUGCUGCACAAAAGGUGUAGACGUCGGCGAAAAGGGCAUUCGGCUCAUGUCGGAGACGAUUGGCAUGACGCUCAACAUCUACUGUGGUGCUUUGUCGGGUGCAAACAUUGCUACUGAGAUUGCACAGGAGAAGUACUCGGAGACGACUAUCGCAUACGACCCGCCACCAAUGGACUCCCGAAACCCUACCCCAAGUGGCUCACCAAAUGCUUCUCAGGUCGACCUGAUCAACCCCAGCAAGCCGAAUCCUGGUCCCCGGUCAGCACGUCUCACCCCUCUUCCUCUGGAAUAUCCAGCGCUCACGCAUGAGAACGUCCGCAAGCUAUUUCACCGACCAUACUUCCACGUGCACAUGGUCAGCGAUGUCGCGGGCGUCUCCCUGGGAGGAGCCCUGAAGAACAUCAUAGCGCUCGCAGCCGGCUUUGUGGAUGGUUUGGGCUGGGGAGACAAUGCCAAAGCAGCCGUCAUGCGCGUCGGCAUUCUCGAGAUGGUCAAGUUUGGCAAGGCCUUUUUCGGAGAAAGCGCCCGCACAAGCACCUUCACCGAGGAGAGCUGUGGUGUUGCCGACGUGGUCACCUCGUGCAUGGGCGGCCGCAACUUCCGUUGCGCGAAGAUGGCUAUACAGCGUGGAAAGACCAUCUACGAGAUUGAACAGACGGAGCUCAAUGGUCAGAAGCUACAAGGCACGAGCACUGCGUACGAGGUCCACGAAUUCCUGAAAUCGGAAGGCAUGGAGGAUGAGUUUCCGCUGUUCACUGCGGUGUACAACAUAUUGGAAGGCAAGAACAAGCCUGAGGAUAUUCCCAAUCUCAUCGAGAAGAAGUACUAGAUGCGAUCCGUUGUUCAGGUGGAGACGCGAGCGAGCAUGCGGUGACCAAGCGGAGAUAACGGAUAUAGAUUUCGGGAAUAACUUAAAGACGAAUACCCACCAGCAAGAUAAGAGCUGUCUUACGGUUUGGCGAGCCCGAAUUGAGAUUAGGCGAGUUUGAACGGUUAGGCGAGUUAGAAUCCAUAUAUUUUGGUGAUGCCAAAAUGUUUCGGGAGUACCCCUGCACAAUACUAGUCUUGGCGUUUGACGUCAGAUAAAACUUUGCGCUUCUAACUUCUGUGAGCCUC
Messenger RNA from Cucurbitaria berberidis CBS 394.84, 1884 nucleotides. Its product is annotated as glycerol-3-phosphate dehydrogenase-like protein. Gene Ontology annotation, cellular component: glycerol-3-phosphate dehydrogenase (FAD) complex; nucleus; cytosol. Gene Ontology annotation, biological process: glycerol-3-phosphate catabolic process; carbohydrate metabolic process. Gene Ontology annotation, molecular function: NAD binding; glycerol-3-phosphate dehydrogenase [NAD(P)+] activity. The record is from RefSeq and is a predicted model, not a curated record. The coding region runs from base 362 to 1597 and encodes 411 amino acids. The transcript has 3 exons. NCBI's taxonomy places the organism in Eukaryota, Fungi, Ascomycota, Dothideomycetes, Pleosporales, Cucurbitariaceae.